Messenger RNA from Anolis sagrei ordinatus, 918 nucleotides. The record is from RefSeq and is a predicted model, not a curated record. NCBI's taxonomy places the organism in Eukaryota, Metazoa, Chordata, Lepidosauria, Squamata, Anolidae.
CUGAAGCCUGUGCAGAUGUUUUGGGUUUAGCCAAAGAAGCAAGAAAGCGAAAUCUUGGCCCUCUUCAUCCAUCCUUCAAUGUGAUGAAAAUAAUAAGAGAUGGACUCUGCAAAAAUCUUCCAGAAAACACUCAUCAGUUGAUAUCAGGAAAGCUUCAGAUUUCACUUACCAGAGUGUCUGAUGGCAAAAACGUGUUGGUAUCCAACUUUAAAUCUAAAGAAGAAGUUGUGCAGGCUUUGCUUUGUAGUUCAUUUGUGCCAAUAUAUUGCGGCCUCAUUCCACCUUCAUUUAGAGGAGUGCGCUAUGUGGAUGGUGGAAUAAGUGACAACUUACCUCAGUAUAACUCAAAGAAUACCAUCACAAUUUCGCCUUUCUCUGGAGAGUGUGAUAUUUGUCCCAAGGGAAACUCUGCAAACUUCCAUGAAAUGAAUUUGACCAACACCAGCAUUCAAUUUAGCUUAGGGAACAUCUAUCGUUUAACUCAAGCACUUUUCCCCCCAGAACCCAAGGUAAUGUAUAUUCUCUGUUUUCUGCAAAAUGAAUUCUCUCAUUAGAGGUCUUAACACAUAUACUUCUGUGUUCCCGUGUGAUAGCUAUAUAAAUACAAAACUGUCUCCGGAGGAGCAUACACAAAUUUGAGUCCCUCUGGUAAAUUCAUCUGUUAUAAAUUCACUGAAAGAAACUCCUGUUAAUAGGAAACAAUGUAAAUAGCCGUCUCAAUCUUUGAUUCCCCAGAUCUUACUUAGUAUGAUCUAUCUGAACUUAUGAUGGAAGUUGUAAGCUUAAGAAUAUUAGAAAAUAUAAAAAAUGGUACCUUUGUAUUUUAGGGGUCAGUUGAUUAGAGCAGUUUUGAUUCAAUUCAUAUGCCAGAAAGGUAUAGUAUAUAAAUACUGUUCAGUGUAAUUACAUGAAAUAGUU